Messenger RNA from Rana temporaria (common frog), 927 nucleotides. Its product is annotated as olfactory receptor 11L1-like. NCBI's taxonomy places the organism in Eukaryota, Metazoa, Chordata, Amphibia, Anura, Ranidae. Gene Ontology annotation, biological process: G protein-coupled receptor signaling pathway. Gene Ontology annotation, molecular function: olfactory receptor activity; G protein-coupled receptor activity. Gene Ontology annotation, cellular component: membrane. The transcript has a single exon. Bases 1 to 927 code for a protein of 308 amino acids. The record is from RefSeq and is a predicted model, not a curated record.
AUGUCUCAGAGCAAUAUCACCAUCAUCACUGAGAUUCAUCUUCUUGGUUUUUACAAUCUUUAUCAUCUCAACAUUUUUCUUUUUAUUAUUUUUUUCAUGAUUUACUACCUUACAACAAGUGGAAACUUGCUCCUCAUAGUUGUAGUAGCCAAGAUCAGAAAUCUGCACUCUCCGAUGUACAUUUUUCUCACUCAGCUCUCCAUAUCGGACAUAAUAAUGGCCAACAGCAUUUGCCCGAGUUUGCUUCAUGUGUUGGUGGACCAACAAACCACAAUCACCUUUACAGGCUGCCUAGCUCAGUUUUACUUUUUCAGUGCCUCUUUGGCCCUUGAAUCUCUCCUUUUGACUGUGAUGUCCUAUGACCGAUAUCUUGCUAUUUGUAACCCUCUACGAUACAACGCUAUUAUGAAUUAUAUAUUUUGUUUAAAACUAAUUUUAUUUUCAUGGCUAUUGAGCUUUUCUGUGAUUUUAAAUCAUGUCCUAGCAAUUUCUAAUUUACAAUUCUGUGGCUCUAAUGUUAUUGAUCAUUUCUUCUGUGACCUGUCUCCUCUGUUGGAGCUUUCUUGUUCAGACACAAAUCUUGUACAGACCGAAGUUACAAUACUCACUAUUCCGAUGGCUGUGAUCCCAUUUCUAUUGAUCAUUGCAUCAUAUUGCUAUAUUAUUGGCACUAUCUUAAGAAUCCCUUCAGUCACCGGAAGAAAAAAAGCCUUCUCCACUUGCAGCUCCCAUCUUGGAGUUGUAUCUCUAUAUUAUGGAACUCUUCUUUGUACAUAUGUGGCUCCAACACGGGGGCAGUCAUUAAUUGUCAGCAAAGUACUGUCCCUUCUGUAUACUGUCGUGACUCCAUUGAUUAACCCUCUUAUAUAUAGUUUUAGGAAUAAUGAUAUUCAAGAAGCUUUUCAUAAAAUGUGCAGCAUGCAUUGA